AUGGAACAAGGGAACAAGGUGCAACCUAAGACAAGUCGGAAGGAUGCGAACCUUAAUCACUUCUCUCGGCUGUCUGAUUCAAUCAUUUAUCACAUCUAUUCGUUUUUACCCACCCGAGAUGUUGCCUGUACUGCCAUCCUGUCCAAAUCCUGGUAUCGUAUUUGGACCCUUUAUUCAUUUGUUGUCUACCAUUUUAUCUGCACCAUGUGGGACCAAGACAAAGAACCAGAAGAAAAAGGAGUAGGAUGGGUUCAAGAAUGUGGUAGAGAGGUUCCUGGUCCAACGUUUGACUGUACUGGCAGCAGCAGCAGAAAAGACGAUUUCCUGUCAAUGGCAGGAAAAUUCAUCGGACGACGUUUUAUAGAAAACUUAAAUAUACAGAGAUUCCAAUUGUACAUUGACUUUCCUAAGAUGGGCUCACUGGCUCAAAGAUUGAAUAUAUGGAUUGAUUAUGCAAUGAUGAGGGUUGUGCCAGAGCUUGUUCUUCGCAUUGACUGCUUAACCCGUGAUACAAAAGUUGGUCAUCGCAUUAACACUUCAUCAAGUCGUCAAAGGCUCCAUUAUGCUAUACCUCAAUUUGCUGUUGAAGCUAGGUGGCUAAAAAUUUUGGGCUUGAGUGGUUGUAGAUUUGCGACUUGUUUGGACAUCAAACUUCCCCAGCUACAGAGCCUUUCAUUAUGUCAUUCCUGCUUUGAUGAUAAGUCUCUAUUGGAAAGGUUUCUCCUUGGAUGCCCACUGGUUGAGUAUGUGAAGAUAUCAUGCUGCAAUUGGAUGGACAAACUUCUCUCUGUCCCAAACUUACCUGAAUUGAAGCAUUUUGAGUGUUUGUUCUGCGAUAUGGUUGAUAUGAUUCAAAUUAAUGCAGCUAAGCUUCGUACUUUCUCAUUUGCGACAUUGAAAGAAGUCAAACAACUUUGGCCAAUGACCAUUGACUGGACAGCCUAUGCUACAGCACUGGAGUAG
Molecule: messenger RNA, 963 nt
Organism: Coffea eugenioides
Lineage: Eukaryota; Viridiplantae; Streptophyta; Magnoliopsida; Gentianales; Rubiaceae
Exons: 2
Coding region: 1-963 (320 amino acids)
Molecular function (GO): protein binding
Source: RefSeq, a predicted model, not a curated record